AGAUGUUUCGCAACCAAAUGGUGAAUCUGGAAGGCAAGCAACACACCUGCGUCACUUGCCGGGUGGCCUUUGACACGCCUGAGACCCAAAGAGACCACUACAAGACCGAUUGGCAUCGAUACAAUCUGAAGCGGAAAGUGGCCGAAUUGGCGCCCAUCACGCUCCAUGACUUCCAAGGCAAGAUGAAACAACACGAACAGGAAAUGAGGGUCCUCUCCGGGAAGGUAAAGGCUCCCACGGGAUAUUGUGUCUGCUGUCGGAAAAGCUUCACCACUGCCAAGGCCUAUGAGAACCAUUUGAACUCGAAGAAGCACAAAGACACGGAGAUUCAGUUUGAAAAGCGCGAGAAUCGCUUGGAGAUCCAGAACAAUCGGCUCAACAGAACUCCUUCAGAAUCGAAGAACGACGACCCUAUCGAAGAUGAGGAGGACCAUGACGACGACGACGAUGAUGAUGAUGAUGAUGAUGAUGAAGACAUUGAGGAGGUGGAUUCGGACGAGUGGGAAGAGGACACCUUCGUGGGUGGCGAGUCCAUUCCCGAACAAGUCUGUCUGUUCUGUCCCAAUCAAUCCAAAGACAUGGAGAAGAAUCUGAUUCACAUGGGCGAAGCGCAUUCCUUCUUCAUCCCGGAUCUGGAUUAUGUGAUCGAUCUCGAGGGACUCGUCGCCUAUUUAGGGGCCAAGGUGGGUCAAGGGUUCCUGUGUCUAUGGUGCAACACCCGGAGUAAGCACUUCCAAUAUCUGGCGGCCGUGCAGAAGCACAUGCGAGACAAAGGCCAUUGCAAGCUCUUAAAUGAAGGCAACGCUCUGGUGGAGUACGCCAAGUUCUUUGAUUAUUCCACAAGUUAUCCGGAGGAUCUGAUGGCUCCCCAUGGUGCCACGCCUAUGGACCAAGAUGGGGCUGAGCAUGAGGUCGACCUGAACGCCUUGGACGACUCCGGAUACGAACUCACCCUCCCUUCAGGAGCCACGAUUGGCCACCGAUCCCUCAUGCGCUACUACAAACAAAGUCUGAAUCCGGAUCGUCAAGUAGCCGUUCGGAAGCCGGCCAAUCAUUUAUUGAGCCACUACAAGGCCCUAGGCUACACCGGUUUGUCGGCCAGCCAAGCCAAGGUCAAGGCCAAGGAUAUCAAGUUCAUGAACCACAUCCAACAGAAGCAUCGUAUGCAGUUGGGCGUCAAGGCCAACAAACUUCAAAAGCAUUGGGUCGACCCCACCCUCUAAUCGACACUCGAGGAUUGAUUAUUUUUGACAAUAAACCCCCACCACGUGCUUUUGUGAUCACUUAA
This is a messenger RNA of Tigriopus californicus, 1288 nucleotides long. RefSeq names its product cytoplasmic 60S subunit biogenesis factor ZNF622-like. Gene Ontology annotation, biological process: ribosomal large subunit biogenesis. NCBI's taxonomy places the organism in Eukaryota, Metazoa, Arthropoda, Copepoda, Harpacticoida, Harpacticidae. The coding region runs from base 3 to 1223 and encodes 406 amino acids. Gene Ontology annotation, cellular component: preribosome, large subunit precursor. Gene Ontology annotation, molecular function: nucleic acid binding; zinc ion binding. The transcript is spliced from 2 exons. The record is from RefSeq and is a predicted model, not a curated record.